Messenger RNA from Solanum verrucosum, 2002 nucleotides. RefSeq names its product peroxisomal acyl-coenzyme A oxidase 1-like. The transcript is spliced from 14 exons. Gene Ontology annotation, molecular function: fatty acid binding; FAD binding; acyl-CoA oxidase activity. Gene Ontology annotation, cellular component: peroxisome. Lineage: Eukaryota; Viridiplantae; Streptophyta; Magnoliopsida; Solanales; Solanaceae. The coding region runs from base 8 to 2002 and encodes 664 amino acids. Gene Ontology annotation, biological process: long-chain fatty acid metabolic process; lipid homeostasis; fatty acid beta-oxidation using acyl-CoA oxidase. The record is from RefSeq and is a predicted model, not a curated record.
GAGAGAGAUGGAGAGUAUAGAUUACUUGGCUGAAGAGAGGAAGAAAGCUGAGUUCAAUGUUGAUGAGAUGAAAAUUGUUUGGGCUGGUUCUCGCCGUGCUUUUGAAGUUUCAGAUUAUAUCUCCAAGCUUGUUGCUGAUGAUCCUGGCUUCAGUAAGGAGGAAAGGACAAUGCUUCCCAGGAAAGAACUAUUUAAGAACACUCUAAGGAAGUCAGCAUACUCAUGGAAACACAUCAUUGAUCAUCAGCUUUCUGAAGAAGAAGCAGAAAGGUUAAGAUAUUUUGUGGAUGAGCCUGCUUUUAUUGAUUCUCAUUUGGGAGUGUUUAUACCCGCUAUAAAAGGACAGGGCACAAAGGAACAACUAAAAAAGUGGUUGCCGUUGGCAUACAAGAUGCAAAUUAUUGGCUGCUAUGCUCAAACUGAACUUGGACAUGGGUCCAAUGUGCAAGGCCUUGAAACCACUGCCACAUUUGAUCCCCGAACAGAUGAAUUUGUCAUUCAUAGUCCAACACUGACAUCAAGCAAGUGGUGGCCUGGUGGAUUGGGUAAAGUCUCUACCCAUGCGAUUGUGUAUGCUCGUCUUAUAACAGAUGGUAAAGAUCAUGGGAUUAACGGUUUUAUUGUCCAACUACGGAGCUUGGAGGAUCACAAACCUCUUCCAGGCAUUACUGUCGGAGAUAUUGGAACAAAAUUUGGAAACGGGGCAUACAAUACCAUGGAUAAUGGAGUACUAAGAUUUGAUCACGUGCGUAUUCCAAGAGAUCAAAUGCUGAUGAGGGUUGCGCAAGUUACCAAGGACGGAAUAUAUGUCCAAUCUGAUGUUCCUCGACAACUUCUCUAUGAGUCCAUGGUAUAUACUCGUCAAGCACUUGUAACAUAUGCUUCUGGUGCUUUGUCUUGGGCAGUGUGUAUUGCAACGAGAUAUAGUGCUGUUCGUAGACAAUUUGGUUCUCAAAAUGGUGGACAAGAAAUUCAGGUGAUUGACUACAAAACUCAGCAAAGCAGGCUAUUCCCCCUGUUAGCUUCUGCAUAUGCCUUCAGAUUUGUUGGUGAGUGGCUGAAAUGGUUUUACACUGAUGUAACUCAAAGACUGCAAGCAAAUGAUUUCUCAACGCUGCCUGAGUUGCACGCAACUACAGCAGGAAUAAAGUCUUUGACAACCACUGCCACUGCUGAUGGAAUUGAAGAAUGCCGGAAGUUGUGUGGAGGUCAUGGUUAUCUUUGUAGCAGUGGACUUCCAGAAUUAUAUGCUGUUUAUGUCCCUGCCUGUACAUUUGAAGGAGAUAACGUCGUGCUACUACUUCAGGUUGCAAGGUUUCUUAUGAAAACUGUUUCACAGCUGAGCUCCGGAAAGAAGCCAACGGGUACCAUAGCUUAUAUGGGGAAAAUUGAACACUUGAUGCAAUGCCGUUCUGAUGUGGAACAAGCCAAGGACUGGCUGAAACCUAGUGCAAUAUUGGAAGCAUUUGAAGCAAGGGCUACCAGGAUGUCUGUUGCCUGUGCUCAGAGUCUUAGCAAGUUUGAUAAUCCAGAAGAAGGCUUCCAAGAACUUGCACCUGAUUUAGUUGAAGCAGCACUAGCUCAUUGUCAGUUGAUUGUUGUCUCCAAGUUUAUCGAAAAGCUGCAACAAGACAUUCCAGGGGAAGGCAUUAAGCAACAGCUGGAGGUGCUUUGUUGCAUCUAUGCACUCUUCCUACUUCACAAACAUCACGGAGAUUUCCUCGUGACUGGCUACAUCACCUCAAAGCAGGGGUUAUUUGCUAAUGAGCAGCUCAGGGCCUUGUAUACUCAGGUUCGUCCAAAUGCUGUAUCGUUGGCUGAUGCAUUUAACCAUACCGAUCAUUUCCUUGGUUCAAUUCUUGGACGUUAUGAUGGAAAUGUGUACCCAAAACUGUAUGAGGCUGCGUGGAAGGAUCCUCUCAACGAAUCAGAUGUACCCGAUGGCUUCGAUGAAUAUAUCAGGCCACUACUCAAGCAGCAACUGCAGACUGCUAGAUUGUGA